AUGCCAAGUGAAGUUGAAUGUGUCUGCUGCAAAGAAGUUCCUUUUUUGUCACAACCGGUGGAAGGUUUGUUGAUCCCGAUAUAAUAUAUUUAUUUAACCUCACUUUUUGUUUUCUGAUGGGGUGCCAGGAACAGUAUGAAAAUUUACGAGGUAAUUGUAUUUUUAGUGGCUUCCCGGCCCAUAGUCUCAUAGUUGUUUCUGUCCAUCCCUGAAUCUCUCGAGCAAUUUAUCGCUCAUUUCUGAAUAAAAUGCACUUGUUUACUAUCCCAAAUCGUCCGAGAAACAAAUCUCUAGUCAAAAUUCGACACAGUUACUCGGACACGAGUGAGAAUGUAAUCUUCUUUUGUUUACAUAUUUAGAAGGCUACAGAUCAAAAUUUUUGAUGUGUUAUGGAAUAUUCCAUAAACAACAAGAGGCAGGAGAUACAUAGCUUCUUGAACUGAAUGAAGUUUUGUCUCUAAUGUUCUAGGCUUGACAGGUGUCACUCAACAUGAAAGCUUUCGAGCUGUUUGUUUAAAUGAAGACGUGUUGUGGACAGCACUAGCAAGUCUGCAUGACAGAGAAAGUGCUGGUCUUCCAGACAGACAACAAGUGCCCAACAGGUAUUGACAUGUUAUGGUUGUUUUCAUGGCCGUGAAAGCUAAUGCCUGUAAAAUAUUGGAUGUUUCUUUUCGUACAAUCUAAUUGAUAUUUUAAGCACCUGAAGUUGUCUGAUCAAUAGUAAUACAAGUUAAUUUGUCUGAGGCAUGAAAUGAACUGCCCUGUGCUUAAAUAGAUGACUUUGAUAUAUGGACGAGAGAUAAUUUAUGCUUUUUCGCGAAAAAGAUACACCAUGCAACACUUUGUCAUUUAUUGUUGUGGUUGUAAAAAAGGUUCUUAGGGGAGGGGGUACUUAAAAGAGAGGGGUCUUAAAUCGAUUAUGCUUUUGAAAGGGUGGGGGGCACUUAUUUGAUAAGAGAGAUUUACAUUACUAUUGACUGUUACCUUGCCUGUCACCAAAACCCACAUUAGGUUUUGUUUUUUGGGGGUGUGGGGAGUGUGGUACAGUCUCGGUUGGGGUGGACUUGAUAUCAUUAGCUGCAAACCUGUGCAUUGUCUCCUAUGACAUUUAUACAUUGAAUAUUGUUUUCUUUAAGGUCAUUUCCGUAUGCAGCGUAUCGACAGUUCACCUGGUGGGCUCAUGGCAAAAAAUUCGACGUGUCAUCCCCUCAUGUGCAGUAA
Messenger RNA from Porites evermanni, 1221 nucleotides. Lineage: Eukaryota; Metazoa; Cnidaria; Anthozoa; Scleractinia; Poritidae. The record is from the annotation of a GenBank genome assembly.